UCACCAGACUCCUCUCCUUCGUCGAUUCCGAUUCCGAUUCCAACACCGCUACCAGCCCCAGGCGCAAUGACAAGUUGGCGCAAUUGGAUGCCGAUAUCAGGGAGAUGAAAUCGAUUCUGUACGGAAUUGAGGAAUCCGAGCCUGUUGCAGAAGCUUGUGCGCAAUUGACUCAGGAGUUCUUCGCCGGUGACACAAUGCGGCUGCUCAUUCGCUGCCUCCCCAAAUUGAACUUCGAGACUCGCAAGGAUGCAACGAGAGUGGUUGCGAAUCUGCAAAGGCAACCGGUUCAUUCACGGUUGAUUGCUUCUGACUACUUGGAAAAGAACAUCGAUCUUUUGGACGUUAUGAUCACUGGGCACGAAGAUCCUUCAGUUGCUCUGCAUUACGGAGGAAUGUUAAGGGACUGCCUAAGACAUCAGGUGGUCGCUAGUUAUGUUUUGAAGUCAGCCCAUAUGAAGAAGUUUUUCGACUACAUUCAACUUCCAAAUUUUGAUGUUGCUUCGGAUGCUGCUGCUACCUUUAAGGAGCUCAUGACACGGCAUAAGUCCACUGUUGCAGAAUUUCUUACAAAAAAUUAUACUUGGUUCUUUUCUGAUUUCAACUCAAAGUUGCUGGAGUCUCCAAACUACAUGACCCGUCGCCAAGCUAUCAAGCUUCUAGGAGACAUGUUGCUUGAUAGAUCUAACUCCGGGGUCAUGGUGCGCUAUGUCAGCUCCAAGUACAACAUGAAAGUUCUCAUGAAUCUCAUGAGGGAAACACACAUGUGCAUACAGAUCGAUGCAUUCCAUGUGUUCAAGCUGUUCGUGGCGAACAAGAACAAGCCUGCUGAUAUCGUCAACAUACUCGCCGCCAACAGAAACAAACUCCUGCGGUUUUUUGAUGGCUUCAACACCGAGAAAGAGGAUGAGAUGUUUGCGGCAGACAAAGCUCAGGUGGUUAAGGAGAUCAGAGAACUUGUGGCGACAGCCCCGGUGGGAUGCUCCGGGGAAUUGUUCAAGCCCAUCGCAGGCCAACUUGAGCAAUCUGUUGGAGCUGUUCAUACAAGAAAGUGCCAAUAAUAAUGUGUUUGUAGACAGUUGAAAGUUGGCAAACUACUUACUCAUACUUCCACAGAAUUUGAUUUUUUUUUCUGUCGAGUAUGAGCUUUUCUGGAGAUUCAGCUUAAGAUUUUGAUUCUUUAAUAGGGAAAAAAAGAAAAAGAAAAAAAAAACUCCUCUGCUAUGUGUGUUUUAGCAGCCUAGCAGGGGUACACAAUUUUGAACCAGUAUUGUUACUUACGAUAUUUACACAGAUGUUUUUUUUUUCUCACUUCGUAAAACACAUGAACUGAUGAACACAAUCCCUUAUUACCCUUUUUCCGAAUUUAAUGAGUACGUAAAAAAUCAAUUCAGAAUUA
This is a messenger RNA of Salvia splendens (bonfire salvia), 1396 nucleotides long. Its product is annotated as putative MO25-like protein At5g47540. Gene Ontology annotation, molecular function: protein serine/threonine kinase activator activity. Bases 105 to 1058 code for a protein of 317 amino acids. NCBI's taxonomy places the organism in Eukaryota, Viridiplantae, Streptophyta, Magnoliopsida, Lamiales, Lamiaceae. The record is from RefSeq and is a predicted model, not a curated record. Gene Ontology annotation, biological process: intracellular signal transduction. The transcript has 11 exons.